AUGUAUCGAUCAUCUUGGAAAUCAAUUGUCCGUGUCAUUACAAGAAAUAUGAAACGGUUUGGUUUUGGCAUGUCUCUCUUUUCCGAUCUAUUUUGUGUCAAACCAUCAGUAGUUGAACAAUCACAAGUACAAGUACAAGUGCAGCCACAGCAAGAACAGUCACAACAACAACAACAACAACAAUCUAAACCUAUACUAAAAAGAAAAAAGAAAGAAGAAGAUGAUGAUAAACAACAGCAACCAUUACCACAACUUAUCGAAUCACCUGAUUUAAAAGAAGAGCAACAACAACAACAACAAGAUGACAAUGUCGUGAUAGUAGAAGAAGAGGAGAAGGAGAAGGAGAUAGAAAUGGUAGUGAGUCUAUCACCUGCAAGAACACCAAUCAAACAACAAAAACAAGACCAUGAUGGAAGAGGUAUAAGGAAUAAUGCUAUUAUUCCAUCUCCAGUAUCGACCAAUGACAAUAUCCGUAGUAGCCGACCAACCACUCCCAUUAAAUUUGAUUUAAAUGAUAGUGUGCAAGAAGAAGAAUCUGGUGGCAGCUCUGGUACAGGUGAUAGUAGUGCUAUUCUUGAUGCGUCCCAAGACGACAUUAACUAUAGUCUCCCAAGAGUUGACUCUAGUGCCCUCCUAAGUAGCCUUUUCUCUCUACACCUUGGUUCUCCCUUAAAACGAUCCCAACGAAUGGUCGAUAUAUAUCCACUACCACCACUCACUCCAUCUACAUCUACUAUUAUAAAUAAUAAUAUUAAUAAUGAAAAUAAGGCUAACAAUAUUAUUGUUGCUAAUCAAACUACUACUACUACUAUAGUAGUUGAACAACCACCACCAACAACCAACAAUCAAUUAAAUAUGGUACCAGAUAAACUACCUGUAGAAAUAGCUCAAGACAACAAUGGACUAGGAAACAUUGUCCAGCAGGACGAACAACAAACACCCAACAAGGUUGAUCAACAUAUCAUCAUUCUUGAUGAUGUUCAAACCCAACCAAACAUCCAACAACCACAAACUCUACAACAUCAACAAGUUGAAAUAUUUGAAGUAUCUCAACGAAUCAAUAAUAAUGAUAUCAAUACUACUAAUAAUAAUAAUAUUAAUAAUAUUAAUAAUAAUAAUAAUUCCACAACAUCGAUGGAUAAUUUGGUACAACAAAAAAGACAGACUAAAAAUUUAGGAUUAUCAUCAGGAUUGGAUGGAGCCUAUUGGUCUGCACCAAUUGAAUCGAAAAGACAAAAAAAGCCUGUUCAAAGUUUGUUUUUUGACUAUAAUAAUGAUAAAACAACCAAGACGGCUGUCUCUACAUCACAAACCAAAGUUGUGACAGCAAUCAAAUCAACUAAAACGACAAAACCAACAACAAAAAAAAUAGUUGGUGAAAACCCAUUACCAAUUGUUAAUCCAGUUGCCAGACUAGGAUCUAAAAAGUCAACUACCAAAACAAAGACUGAAAAGAUCCAAAGAUCUGCCAAAAAAUUAAAUCCAAAAGAUCAAUUACAACAUCAACAACCAUCUUCAUCUUCAUCAUCAUCAUCAACAACAACGAAUGAAGUUUCAAAGGGUAAUACUAAUGAAACGAAAAAGAAAUUACAAAUCAGAAUAACAUUUGUACCAAAGGAUCCUCAAACUCCAACCAAAACUGUUACAAGGUAUAUUGAAACAGCACCACCAUUACCAAAUAAUUUAUUCUCCAAGGACAUUUUACUUGAUACAUCAAUUGUUGGUACAGAUAACCAAUUAUUCAAGGAUACAUUAUUGGAUACUACCUCUACAGUAGCAGCAGAAGAUUUAAAAGAAGGAUUUUUAGCAUUUGCAGGAUUACAUAGUAAUGUUAAAUUGUUUGUUGGUGGUAAAGGAUGUUUAAACAAUAAGGAUUGGUUGGAUCGAGAGAAUAUAUCUUCAUUUAUCAAUGUCACCAAAGAGAUUACACAUCCCAAGGAUGUAGAGACUAAUCAUUUUCUAAGAAUCUCUGUUAGUGACUCGAUGGACCAACGAAUCAGUUCCCAUUUUAGCGAGGCGGUAGAAUUCCUCAGCCAAUCAUUGGGAAAUAAUAAACCAGUAUUGGUGCACUGUCGCGAGGGUAGAAGCAGAUCGACGACCAUUGUCAUUGCCUAUGGUAUCAAAGUAUUGAAUAUGCCACUCAAACAAUGCUAUGAAAUCGUCGCCAAAAAUGUACCUCGUAUCAAUAUCAACAGUGGAUUCUUGAAUCAACUAAUGGAAUAUGAAUACAAUACUCGAGGUAGUAAUAGUAUCAACUUUUUUGAAAAGUCUUCAAGAAGGCAAGCUGCUGCUCAAACCUCAACAACUUCAUCAACCUCAACAUCAUCCACUUUUUCUUCUCUAAGAACUUCUAAUAAAUAA
This is a messenger RNA of Cavenderia fasciculata, 2361 nucleotides long. RefSeq names its product putative protein tyrosine phosphatase. Bases 1 to 2361 code for a protein of 786 amino acids. The record is from RefSeq and is a predicted model, not a curated record. Gene Ontology annotation, biological process: negative regulation of MAPK cascade; protein dephosphorylation. Gene Ontology annotation, cellular component: cytoplasm. Gene Ontology annotation, molecular function: protein tyrosine/threonine phosphatase activity; MAP kinase tyrosine/serine/threonine phosphatase activity. The transcript has 3 exons. NCBI's taxonomy places the organism in Eukaryota, Evosea, Eumycetozoa, Acytosteliales, Cavenderiaceae.